AUGAAUAACAUUAUUAUUCUCUUUUGGAAUGACAUCAAGUACAAAAACAACGAACUACACACCUUCGGACGUCUCAAAAACAUACACAUCAUUCUCCUCCAAGAAACUAAAUUAAACCCAUCAACCAUAUUCCACAUCCCAUACUAUUUGACCUAUCAUCAAGAUCGCCCACCAAAACCCAGAUCCCCAUCAAAGGGUGGUACUGCCAUACUUGUCCACAAAAACAUAAUCCACAACCAAGAGGACAUCAAGACUUCCCUUGAGUCAACUACAGUCACAAUCAAACCUGUAAAUGACCAAGUCCGUAUAACUUCUAUGUACAAAAAUCUAAAUUCUCCCUUGCUAACAAACGAACUGGACAUUCUAACAAAUCAGAACGGCCUCUUUCUAGCAGCUGGCGACCUUAACACAAAACAUCAGUCUUGGAACUAUCGCACCACAAACCAAACGGGCAGAUUUCUCCACCACCAUAUGGAAACAUCCAACACAUACUCCAUUUGCGCACCUGACACCCCAACACACUACUCCUACAAUUCUCUACACAGGCCAAAGAUCCUGGAUAUAGCACUUGUCAACCUCCCUCACAGAUAG
Macrosiphum euphorbiae (potato aphid) is the source of this 591-nucleotide messenger RNA. The record is from the annotation of a GenBank genome assembly. Lineage: Eukaryota; Metazoa; Arthropoda; Insecta; Hemiptera; Aphididae.